This is a messenger RNA of Pyrenophora tritici-repentis Pt-1C-BFP, 651 nucleotides long. RefSeq names its product plasma membrane proteolipid 3. Lineage: Eukaryota; Fungi; Ascomycota; Dothideomycetes; Pleosporales; Pleosporaceae. Gene Ontology annotation, cellular component: membrane. The record is from RefSeq and is a predicted model, not a curated record.
AACAUCAUCACUCCACCAAAGUCUACUACAGCACACUACAAGUACCCGUAUACUCCAAUACACCCAGAACCCUUCUUACAUUAAGAAACCACCAACACAUUCAACAUGCCUUUCACCGCAAGCGACAUCUGCAAGAUCAUUCUUGCCAUCGUCCUCCCACCUCUAGGUGUCUUCCUCGAGCGUGGCUGUGGAGCGGAUCUCCUCAUCAACAUCCUGUUGACCAUCCUGGCCUACAUUCCGGGUAUCGUCCACGCCUUGUACAUUAUACUCAAGUAUUAGCGGAGGCGUUCAGACAUGUACGACGGAGCCGCGAUGACGACGGCAUGACGACCACGUCAACCCACGAUACCCAUCUCUUAUCUUUGUUCGCCAACGCCAAAGCUCCCACCACCACUUGACACCCGCCGCGAGCUAUUGAUAUCUACCGAGCUCGGUUUUGUUUAGCAAGGGAUUCAUCCGGCAAUUCCGGACCUCCCGGUCGGAUAACGGAUGAUGGGACCUUUGGCUUGGCUAAUUUUACAUAUCAUGACUGGCUUUAUGUUACGGCGUCCUUGAGUUUUUUUAGGACACUUUUUGGCAUGCUUGGGAGUACCCUGGCGCAUUCCAUAAGCGUAGCAUAAUGAGAAAUUUAAUGGAUUCAUUUCACAACUG